Messenger RNA from Ctenocephalides felis (cat flea), 840 nucleotides. RefSeq lists its product as uncharacterized. The transcript has a single exon. The record is from RefSeq and is a predicted model, not a curated record. NCBI's taxonomy places the organism in Eukaryota, Metazoa, Arthropoda, Insecta, Siphonaptera, Pulicidae. Bases 1 to 840 code for a protein of 279 amino acids. Gene Ontology annotation, molecular function: nucleic acid binding.
AUGGCAUAUGUAAAUAGAUUUAUUACGAAUUGUAGGCUUAAAAAAGAUAAGUAUAAACGGAAGUUUGGACCACUUACAACACAAGAAUUAGAUCAAGCUUUUAAGGUAUUGAUAGUAAUUGCACAAAAACAAUCUUUCCAAUUAGAUUAUAAUAAACUUGUCAAUUCUAAAUCGCUCAGUAAAGAGAGCAGAAUUUUAUGUUUAAAUCCUUUUAUGGAUAAUUCGAAAAUUAUACGAGUAAGCGGUCGAUUAAGAAACACAAAUUAUUCAUUUGAUAAAAUUAAUCCUAUAAUAUUAUGCUCAAAACAUAAAUUAACUACGUUAAUAUUACACCAAGAGCAUCACCGAUUACUUCACUGUGGUGCUCAACAACUUCUCGCAAGUAUUAGAGAACGAUUUUGGCCAAUUUCUGGACGUAACGCUUGUAAAGAAAUUAUUCGGAAAUGCGUUACUUGUUUCAAAGCAAAACCAUCGUCAAAUGAUUAUCUAAUGGGAAAUUUGCCUAGUAGUAGAGUUAAUCAAGAUUUUCCAUUUAACAAUGUCGGCCUUGAUUAUGCUGGACCGUUUAUUAUCAAAGAUCGAAUAACACGCGGUGCCAAAUUUAUUAAGGUUUAUAUUUGUAUUUUUAUUUGCAUGUGCACCAAGGCUAUUCAUUUGGAUCUGGUCUGCGAUUUAUCGACAGAAUCUUUUUUACAAACAUUAAAACGAUUCAUUGCUAGAAGAGGUCUUCCUAGUAAUAUAUUUUCGGACAAUGCAACAACAUUUGUUGGAGCAAACAAUCAUUUAAAGGUUUAUAUAAAUUUUUAUUGGAAUCUAACGAAGAGAUUAGAAGCAAAUUAA